AUGUCUCCAUAUCGACUAGUGUUUGGAAAGGCCUGUCAUCUGCCUAUUGAGUUAGAGCAUAAGGCAUAUUGGGCAACUCAUUUGCUCAAUUUCAAUAUGAAGGCGGCAGAAGAAAAGAGGGUUUUACAACUCCAUAAGCUAGAGGAAUUUCGUUUGGAUUCAUAUGAGAAUGCAAAGAUUUACAAAGAGAAAACCAAGAGAUGGCAUGACAGACAUAUAAGAGAGAAGGAUUUUGAAGUAGGCCAGCAAGUAUUGAUGUUCAAUUCACGUCUCAAACUCUUUCCUGGAAAGCUAAAGUCUAGGUGGUCAAGUCCUUUUACAGUAGUAGCCGUGCUUCCACAUGGUGCUGUAGAAGUAGUAUCUCAGGAUGAAAAGAGAAGGUUUAAAGUGAAUGGACAACGGUUGAAAGCUUGUUGGGGAGUUGACUACUCCAAUGAGAAGACGACCGUACCUCUUAAUAGUGCAGAGUAG
Molecule: messenger RNA, 471 nt
Organism: Olea europaea var. sylvestris
Lineage: Eukaryota; Viridiplantae; Streptophyta; Magnoliopsida; Lamiales; Oleaceae
Exons: 1
Coding region: 1-471 (156 amino acids)
Source: RefSeq, a predicted model, not a curated record